Molecule: messenger RNA, 1503 nt
Organism: Aspergillus melleus
Lineage: Eukaryota; Fungi; Ascomycota; Eurotiomycetes; Eurotiales; Aspergillaceae
Exons: 1
Coding region: 1-1503 (500 amino acids)
Source: RefSeq, a predicted model, not a curated record
AUGGAGCCGUUCUCACUAGCGUCCGAUUCAGGUCCUAGACCUUCCGUUUCCUUUUGGGCUCCUCUCAGAAGCCUGGGCAGUCCGGGAACAUCAAACGGUGGAACCACUGAGGAGCAGUGUACCGAAUCGUCCCACAAAACCACACACAUCGAAAUAGUAACUCCUGGAGACACGGCGAAAAGAUCCUUGCGAAAUGAUUACUCUUCUCUCAACACUUCAAGGGCCGAAGUAGAAUAUUUCGUUCCAACGGGUACCGUUGUCCUUAACCCCGAGCAGACCACAAAGGAUGGCAGACCAUCAGGAGGCAACCAGUCGAUCCUAGCCUGUCCUAAUGAUACUCAAAAGGGGAGUAAGUCUGACGCCGACGUCCAGGGUACCUGUGAGACAGAUGGCGUUGCAAGCGCUCAGCCGGCAGAUCCACACUAUCAGCUCCACUCAAGUGGUCUAAAGGGACCCGCAGUAGCUCCCGAGAGCGCGGGUGCCGGACCAUCAGACGCAGACGUAACCGGAGCUCGACCUGAUGGUAGAGGAAUCCAACCGACGUUUCAUGACCAUCCAUGCCAAACGUUUAUGUUACCAGUUCAUCACGAACUGGAACCAUUGCCGGCAUCUAUUUCUCCAGCCCAAGCCAGUGCCCCGGUGAGACGUUCUCGGAAUGUCAGCGUGUCUCCGCAACCUUUCCCUCUAGCCGAUGAUGAGCAGACGCUCCAGGAUUUUUACAUGAGAAUGGGCGCAGAGAACGCAUGCGGUGAUAGACUGUGGAGAAUGGUGAAGCAGUUCGCCAAUAGUCCGUCGCACAUAUCUGGAGGUCAGCAAUUGGGUCUGCGGCGCGCCGCCGAGCUGCUUCAACUCGCAAUUGGUAUCGCUUCACCGCAAGCUCUGAUAAUGCUCAAAGAAUGCCUGCGCGAGUUGCGGUCGGAAUCUCCACUACUAGAAGGUCACGCAGAGACGGCCGGUGGCGUCUUUCGUGCGCUACAGGCCUUUUCUAAGGAAAGCCACGUCUCUAAGGUAGGACUGAGAUUGGCCCAGUGGAGGUUGUAUCGGAUGAAAAAACAUUCCGAAUCCUUUUCGGAGGAAAUCAUCCGUUCAAUUCCGCCCGGAAAAGCAGUGCCUACGUCUGCAGAAAUCCAGCGUGUUCUUGCAACACACAAAAAAGGAGUCUACUGGGACAAUCUGGUGGAGGCCGCUGGUCACCAAAGCCCGAAUAUCCUAUGCCUCCUUCCUCCUGCUGUUAUCGGCCCCCCUCCCUGGAGGCGCAAGUUCACUGCUACCACGUAUCGAGACAUGCCCAUCGCCGAGAAAGCAAUUUUAGGGAAGCUCCUGUGGAGCUUAAAGCGCCAAAUCUUUUUAUGCGUGGAUAGGGACUUACCGAAUGUUCUUCUCCGCAUGAGACCCCCCGUGGGUCUUUAUCCGCUAGAGGGAACAAGCGAUGAAUUCCUUUUGCGGAAUGGUUCAUCGCUGUCCUUCGACCCGAAUAUGUUGAGCGAAACUAGUCGCGCUUAG